Molecule: messenger RNA, 1206 nt
Organism: Pipistrellus nathusii (Nathusius's pipistrelle)
Lineage: Eukaryota; Metazoa; Chordata; Mammalia; Chiroptera; Vespertilionidae
Source: the annotation of a GenBank genome assembly
AUGGCGGCGACGGCGGCCGCGGUGGCGGCGGAGGAGGACACGGAGCUGCGGGACCUGCUGGUGCAGACGCUGGAGGGCAGCGGGGUCCUGAACCGCAUCAAGGCGGAACUCCGGGCGGCCGUGUUUCUGGCGCUCGAGGAGCAGGAGAAAGUCGAGAAUAAAACUCCUUUAGUCAAUGAGAGUCUGAAGAAGUUUUUAAAUACGAAAGAUGGCCGGCUGGUGGCUAGUCUGGUGGCAGAGUUUCUCCAGUUCUUCCAUCUUGACUUCACCUUGGCUGUUUUCCAACCGGAAGCUAGCACGUUUCAAGGUCUGGAAGGCCGAGAGAAUUUAGCCCGGGACUUGGGCAUUAUUGAAGCGGAAGGCACUGUGGGUGGACCCUUGCUAUUGGAAGUGAUCCGGCGUUGUCAGCAGAAGGAGCGAGGGCCCGGCCGUGGGGAAGGUGCCCUGGACCUGGCGGAUGCGCAUUCUCCACCACCGUCGCCAGAAGGAAAGCUGAGCGCGCACACAGGCCCCAGUAAGAUACCAAGGUAUAAAGGACAAGGUAAGAAGAAGACAAGCGGGCAGAAGUCUGGUGCCAAGAAAGCCGGCAGCAAUGCUAGUCAGAGCGACACAAGCAUCUCCUCAUCAGAACCAAAGAGCAAAGGCAGCCUCAGCUCACUGGCCCAGGAAGCAAAACAGGGGCCUUUCUUAAGCAACAAAAGUCUGGAUGUCACAGACAAAGCUGGCCUUUGUCCGCACGAUGAUGACCUGGACGGAGAUUCUUUCUUUGACGAUCCCAUUCCCAAGCCCGAAAAAACCUACGGUUGGAGAAGUGACCCUGGGAAGCCAGGAGGGAGCCUCACCUCGCUCGCCGACGCCCCGUCCUUGAAGAGUGGUCUCGGCUCCCUACCGGGAGCCCCGUCCUUGAAAGACUCGGAAGGUAAAAGGGGAAACCCAGCUUUAAAAGAUCUGAAGGUGGUGAAUGAUAAAAUCGGAUCCCUUGGAUUAGGAGCUGGAGAAGACGAUGACUACGCCGAUGACUUCAAUAGCACCAGCCAUCGCUCGGAGAGAAGCGAGCUGAGCAUCGGCGAGGAGAUUGAGGAGGACCUGUCUGCGGAGCUGGACGACGCCAACACGAGCGACAAGCUCGAGGACCUGACGCAGGACCUGACCGUGUCGCAGCUCAGCGACGUGGCCGACUACCUGGAAGACGUGGCCUUCACCUGA